Messenger RNA from Archocentrus centrarchus (flier cichlid), 4105 nucleotides. RefSeq names its product filamin A interacting protein 1b (gene filip1b). The record is from RefSeq and is a predicted model, not a curated record. NCBI's taxonomy places the organism in Eukaryota, Metazoa, Chordata, Actinopteri, Cichliformes, Cichlidae. The transcript is spliced from 6 exons. Bases 377 to 3958 code for a protein of 1193 amino acids.
CUGCUGAUGACCGGGAACAAACAGGCGUAAAGAGAGAGGCUGAACAUCCUGCGGUGAAAAGAAGAACUGAUUUUAUUUGAGCUCGAAGAAAGAGUCUGUUUAUUCUCAUCUCUGCCCUGACACUGCUCCCCCCCUCACUCUCUCUGCCUUCAGUUCUAACUCAUGCUCUCUCGCCCAGCGAGCAUACAGCCCAAACUUGGAGAGGACAAAGCUUCACGAGGCUCCAACUUUGGCAGAGAAGAAGACGAAGUGAAGGUUGGAUUUAAGAGUUCGAGGAAAGACGACAAACAUACCGAUGUCGUGAGAGCUGGAGAAGAACUUAUUAAUAAGGGCUGGCGUCAUUUUGGGACGGAACAGCUGAGAAACCAGGUAAAAGAUGCGAUCGAGAACCUGCACCACGGAAGGUCCAGAUGAUGGACACAUCCAGCCAGCUAAAGGUUUCAUCAAGCAGGAGGAUGAAAACACGCCAGAGCUGAUGAAGAGGAAGAUGAAAGUCCACAGAGAGGAGAAGGAUGGGAGGACGGGGGUGUCGGGCUCAGCGAAGAAACCUCAGAAAGCCGCAGAGAGCCGGAAACCAGCAACACCAGAUCUGUCCAAGAAGGACCUUCUUCAGCUGCUGGGAAUCAUGGAGGGAGAGGUUCAGGCCAGAGAGGACAUCAUCGGCCUGCUGAAGUCCGAUAAAACCCGACCGGAGACUCUGGAGGCCCACUACGGCGCCGCUGUGCCCACCAAACCCCUGCAGGCCCUGCAGAGAGACGCCCUGCUCACCCACAGCGGCAGCAGCACAGACGACGUGUACGAGAAGCCCAUGGCUGAGUUGGACCGUCUGGAGGACAAACAGAAGGAGACGUACAGACGGAUGCUGGAGCAGCUGCUGCUGGCUGAGAAAUGCCACCGCCGCACCGUCAUGGAGCUGGACAACGAGAAACGAAAGCACGCCGACUUCAUCAACAAGAGCGACGACUUCACCAACCUGCUGGAGCAGGACAGAGAGAGACUCAAAAGGCUUCUGGAGCAGGAGAAGGCCUACCAGGCUCGUAAGGAAAAGGAGCACAGCAGGAGGCUAGAGAAGGUCAGAGCAGAGCUGGUUAAGCUCAAGUCCUUCGCCCUGAUGUUGGUGGACGAGCGGCAGUUGCACAUCGAGCAGAUCGACCAGCAGACUCAGAAGAUCCAGGAUCUCACUCAAAAGCUGCAGGAAAAAGAGCAGCGACUAGCAUCUGUCAGCGACGCUGCCAAGGAAAGCGGCCAGAAGGUCCUGAAGCUGGAGGACGAGCUGGAGCAGAGGGCAGCCAAGUUCACCCAGGAACAUGAGGAGAUGACCGCCAAGCUGGCUAACCAGGAGUCCCAGAGCCGGCAGCUCAGGCUGAAGCUGACCGGACUGACGCAUAAGAUUGAAGAGCUGGAAGAGAGCAACAAAGUCCUGCAGAAAUCAGAGGAGAACCUGCAGGAGCUGCGGGAAAAGAUCAGCAAAGGGGAGUGUGGGAACUCCUCCCUCAUGGCUGAGCUGGAAAAUCUACGUAAGAAAGUGUUGGAGAUGGAGGGCAAGGAUGAGGAGAUUACCAAAACAGAGACUCAGUGCAGGGAGCUGAGGAAGAAGUUACAGGAAGAAGAGAACCACAGCAAGGAGCUCAAGCUGGAGGUGGAGAAACUCCAGAAGAGAAUGGCUGAACUGGAGAAACUGGAGGCGGUAUUUAACAGGAGCAAAACUGAGUGCUCACAGCUUCACACAAACCUGGAAAAAGAGAGACGCGUUGUGAAGGAUUUAGCUGGUGAGCUGGAGACGGUGAAAACCCGGAUGAAGGAACUAGAGUCCUCGGAGUCCAAGUUUGAAAAGGCAGAAAUGGUCCUCAAAGAUGAGCUCAUGAAGCUGAAGUCCUUCACGGUCAUACUGGUCGACGAACGCAAAAACAUGGCGGAAAGACUCAAGCAGGAAGAACAGAAAAGUGAUGAUUUAAGUAAGAUGCUCAAAGCGGAGCAGGGCAAGGUGACGGAAGUUACAGAGAAGCUGAUCGAGGAGAGCAAAAAAGUUCUCAAGUUCAAAUCAGAAAUGGAGAUCCAAGUGACAACGCUUACUAAGGAGAGAGACGAGUUUAAGAGUAAACUCACAGGUGAAGAGGAAAAGUGCAGGGAGCUGAAUAACAAGCUGAGUGGAAUGAUGGACAGACUUGAGGAGACAGAGAGGGAAAUGCAGAGAAAAUGGGCCAGCAGGGAAAAUAACCAAAAUCCAGAAGAAGAUAACAAAGUAAAAGAGCUCACGCUCGAAAUCGAAAGACUGAAGAGCAGGCUCAAACAUCUGGAGGUGGUUGAGGGAGAUUUGAUGAAAACUGAGGAUGAGUAUGAUCUGUUGGAGAAGAAAUUCAGGACGGAGCAGGAUAAGGCCAACGCCCUCUCAAAGCUGCUGGAAGAGAUGAAAAGUCAGAUUGCCCGAAACAAAGCCAUAGAGAAAGGUGAAGUCAUGAGUCCGGAGGCUGAGCUGAGAAUUCGCUGCAAGAUGGAGGAGGCCAAAACCAAAGAUCUGCAGGCAGAUGUCCAGGCUCUGAAGGAGAAAAUCCAUGAGCUGAUGAACAAAGAGGACCAGCUCUCACAGCUGCAAGUUGCCUUCUCUAUCCUCCAGCAGAGGUUUGUGGAGGAGGAAGAAAAGAAUAAGAGCAUGAGCCAAGAAGUGGAGAACCUCACCAAGGAGCUUGAAGCCACCAAGCGCUACAGUCGCGCCUUGAGGCCCAGCAUGAAUGGCAGGAGGAUGGUGGACGUCCCCGUUACCUCCACAGCAGUCCAGACAGACAUGAUGGCCACCGAGCCCGCAGAGGACGAGACUGCAGCUGGCUUCAUUCGGAAAUCAGUCCUUGAGGAGAACCACUUAAUGAGCAACCUCAGGCAAUACAGUCUCAAGAAGCCAACAGUUCUUGAACGAUACCCUCCAGCUUCGGCAGAACUUGGGGCAAAAAAGUCUUGGAUACCCUGGAUGAAAAAGAAGGAGGCCGUCACACUCACUCAGACCACUCCUCAGAAGACCAACGGGGUCCCUCUGCUCCAUCCACCUGAAGCAACCAUGUCCCAAAAGCCAGGCCAGCCACUGCAUAUUCGAGUGACACCAGAUCAUGAGAACAGCACUGCCACCUUGGAGAUAACCAGCCCUCGAGCUGAAGAUUUCUUCUCCAGCACCACCAUCAUCCCGACUCUCGGUCUUCAGAAACCCCGCAUCACGAUUGUCCCUAAACCCACCACCGUGACCUCAAAGACCAAAGCCUAUGACGGGAUGGAAGGCCUCAAUCGAGCCAAAUCUCCUGUCACAAUCACCACCAUCUCCAGAGCAAAGAGUCCAGACAGGAGCAGCGGGAGCAGCCAUCAGUCACCGGUGUCCAUCAUCACGGUCAGCACCACUCCUGUGGCUGAAGCGUGCGCGUCAUCUGAGCCUCACGAAAUUUCUACAGGCCGCACAGUAAUCAAGGUGACCCCGGAGAAGCAACCUGGACCUGCACCUGUCAGGAAGUACAACGGCAACAUCAUCACGACGGAGGACAACAAGAUCCACAUCCACCUGGGUCCACAGUUUAAGAGACCAUCUGAGGCGUGCAGCAGUCCUGUGCUGACACUCAGGCCAACUGGCCCGAGUUCAGAAAGCAAAGAAACCCCAACGGGAACCGUUCUCCGCUCUCCACGCCAAACCCUGCUGGGGAAAACCACUCAGAGCAAAAUGACGAGCAGCAUAACAAUCACUCCCAUCACCUCGGCCGCCUCCAGGCCGACGCAGUCAUCGCCCAGUGCAGACGUGCAGUCCAGUCGGAGCGCCGCCACCCGGAUCCCCGUGUCAAAAGGUAUGAAACCAAGCGGCAAAGCGGUCCUGGGUGUGUCCACGGUGACCAGGUUAGAGUCCCGGGCCGAGAGCCAGGCGAUGAAAAUCGAGCUGAGGAAGCCGACAGCGUGCAGCGCGGCCUCUGCGGCACCAGGAAAGAGCUGAGGGCGAGUUCAUCACUACAUAUAAGAUGCAGACCACAUCUGUGUGCAUACGGACUGCGUGACGGCACCUUCUACAGCUUAGCUUUACAGACGUCAUUUCAUGUGCUGCCAAACGCGUAUUCAGAUAAUAUUCAUGCCGUUUGAACGG